This is a messenger RNA of Necator americanus (New World hookworm), 1767 nucleotides long. RefSeq lists its product as uncharacterized. The transcript has 16 exons. Bases 1 to 1767 code for a protein of 588 amino acids. Lineage: Eukaryota; Metazoa; Nematoda; Chromadorea; Rhabditida; Ancylostomatidae. The record is from RefSeq and is a predicted model, not a curated record.
AUGGACCGACGUCCUCAACGUUCGGUCGAACAAAUCGAAGUUAUCGAACAUCGAAUAGUCGAGGAAGGGCGACGUCCAGUUGGUAGCGGUGGCGUUUUACCACCGUACAGCACCAUACGUCGAUCAACGGAGAGUUACGAGACGAGAGAUGUUCCAUUAGAACGUAGGUACGACUUUACCGGAGAGCGAGACGUGAGCCGUGAAGCUUCGUUUUUACAUACCUCCGCGAGCCAACAAAUAGAGGUAACCCCUACUCGCAGUCAAAUCCACACAGCCGGACUGGACACCUCCGGCAGCAGGCUGCCGUCAGCCCAACGUGUCGAAUUCGGCGACGUCUCUGGGAAUACCGUAAUCAACAACUACGGCUAUGACGUGCAUGAAAUCCAUACUUCUGAAGGUGGAGCUCGAGUUGUUGAAACACACGGUGGUGGACCAAUGAUGGAGACGUCUCGUCUAGAAAGCACCAGGAUCGAGGAGGUCGUUGAGAGGCCACCACCUCCACGACCGCCACCGAGCACCCACGGAAGAGAUUUGGGAUAUAUGGGUGGAGUAAAGACUCCAUCAGGAGCACUACGCACAUCAUCACAAAGUCAAGUGUUCACCGUUCCGUCACCACCAAUCCCUCGAACGGAGUCGUGGCGGCAUAUACAGAGCGACCAGGAUGCGUUUACAAGAAAGGAUAGCUACAGGAAAAUGCAACAAUCCGAUGAACUUAUGGAAUCAGUGGAAAACUCGAAAUCAUAUGCGCCUCAAUCACAAACCUCAUUAGUGACUCGCAGCUCCAGCCAUCGACGAGGAGAAGAAGGUGGUUGUUGGCAGCGAACUCGUGACUACCUCACAGAACUUUAUCAUAAUACACGAGAACGUGAAGUUACUCCACGAUUACUUGCCAGUUUAUGCUGUAUUCUAUUGUUGUUACUACUGCUUCUAAUUCUUAUAGGAAUCAUAUUGAACGCCUUAUUUAAUACAUAUUCUGUUAGCGAGUUCUUGUUGUAUCCGCCGGUUUGUGAAGAAUGUCGCCGGAAGAAUCCAAACCUGGUCUCAGCCGCUCUACCCUCAUCACUCUUCGUCCACUUCUAUUCUGCUAACCAAGCGCACUUCGAAUUGCGCGGAAAUGCACCGUUCAAGAGCAAUUCAUUCACUGCCAUUGACUUCCAAACGGGUUACAUCGCCAUCGCCGACCAUGCCUUGACGGAUUCAAGUGGCCGCCACACAACCUGCUUCAUAAUGCCUCUCGACCGCUCGGCUAUCGCCAGUAUGGAUGCAUUGAAAGAAGCCGUUGGUAACAGCGAUUCUGAGAUCCAAGCUUAUUUUGGCUGGCAGGAAUUCUGGCAAUUUGACGCCGAACCCAUCGAACCCGUUGCUGCGAAUUCAAAAUUUACGGAUAAAAUCGAAGACUGCACUUCAGCAAAAUGGUAUUUACUGAAGCAGGCUGUGCAUAGUAGAGACGCAUCAUGCUCGGACUGCUAUGAUUUUUGCCUUCCUGACUGGGCUGUGGUUCGUAAGGAAAAGUACGAGGAUGAGAGCACAAUAGGUGUGCGCCGACUCGAUUGCUUCCGACUGUACGUUCCUGAGUGGAGAAACUUUAGAGUGGAAACCGACCAAUCAGGAGGACAUUGGCAAUACCCAUUAGCAAGCCAGAACACUAAACGAGAUAGAAGUGGCAACUGGGUGUCCUGGAGGAACGAUGCACUAGGACAAUUCAACUAUUUAUUUUCCUCAAAUAAUCAGGACCUAGCCGUUUCGUGUCGUCGCGAGGUGGACUGA